AUGGCGCCGGAUAUUUCUGUUCUUGCCAAAGUCAACGACCUGCUCCGCGACCAGGACGAUCUUGACAGACUGCCGCUUCUGCGGGACGACCUGAAGAAAGAAAAGGCGUCGAUAGGGUCCCAAUUGAAAAUCGAGUGUGAUAAACGGAUCGCCAACAUCACCUCGGUCCUAGAGAACUUGCAAUUGUCCAGCAAGGACCUUAAGCAUCUCAGAGACAACUUAAACAAGGUCGAAAGUCUGAGACAGCAGUCGAUCUCCAAUAUUGACAAGUAUGAGCUGUUCGACAAGUCGUCGGUCGUUUAUUCCAACUUUGAAAAGGUUGUGGCCACAUACACAAGUUUUGUCCAACUCGAGGAACGCCUCGACGUCGUCGACAAGCUGCUGGACAGAGAGCUUCCUGAAAACGACUACUUCCCAGAAGACUCUCCCGCAGAAGGUUUGUUGUUGAUCCACUACGAGCUGAACGGACUGCGAGAUCUUAAGGACGAGCUCACGCAAUUGUCCGAGUCAAGUCGAGCCGGGCUCCGAAACGUGGUGAUGCAGUCGUUUUCGCGCCUGGACCAUGUGAUUGCCAAGUUCGACCACAUGUUGCGACUCAUUGUGGACAAUUUUGUGAGCAUCAUAGGGUGCUCCAAUUUUGGACUUAUUGUCAAGCUGGUCAAGAUCUUGGAGUUUGAAGAGCGCGAGGAUUUGAGAUUGCAGCUGAUGGACCAUUUGAUCAGUCAGUCCAAGAGCAGCGAACAGUCUGCCUUGAACAGACUGGCGACCUACGUGAAACGGACGUCUCCACGUAACUACAAACGGCUGGUUUAUGGGUUUUUCCGCGAAUCCAUCGAGACCAGUUUCGAUGCAAUUGUGCAAGGCUCGGACCCUAACGAAGUUCUUGCUAUCAUCGAGGAGAACUACUACGAGAUUCUCGUUGCUUACAAAGUCGGUGCUGAGCGCGGGUUCCCGGCUAACUGGCUAUUUUUCAACAAAGUCCUGGGCUGGUACCAAAACAGUUUGCGUAAAGUGGUCAAGAAACUGCUUGACGACCCGACUUUGCCAACAUCUUACAUUGUGCGUGUUUUGACGUUCGAUUACGACAACGCCCAGGCCAUUAGAGAGAAGUUCGGUCUCACCAAGAAACAGGUAGAGCCGUUUGCACUGUUUACUGUUGACGAGCGUCAACGGUUGCUGAACGAGUGUCUGGAGUUUAACGUCAAGAAGACGCGUGAAUGGGUCGAGAACGCGUUUGUUCCCGCGCUCAAUCUGUUUGCCUCGAUGGACAGGGAGCCCUCCGACUCUUCAGCCGAGAAGCUGGGAAUCGAGAUGGCCCAAACUCUCAUCGAAAUCUUCCGGUCCAACGUCAACACUUUGCUGGAUGCCGGAGACAGCCCAAUUUUGCUGGAGUAUCUGCAAUUUUUCUGUGUGCAAGUGCUCCGCCAGUUUUACGAUAGAUGGGUUGUGGUUCUCGAGCAAGGUGCACAAAGAUGGACGGCUGCUGCGGACGCUGCGGAUAACGAGAACGUUGGCUGGCUGCCCCGGUACGUUACGAUUUUGGCCAACGACUGUGUGCGGCUGAUGAACGGGUUGGAGUUGCAGUUCAAGGAGGUGGAACAGAUGGUGCACUCAAACUUCCAUCCGCAACUGCAGGAUAUUCUCUCUCAAGGAUCGCAACACGUGUUGAAUCUGGGAACGGAGUGUCUGGUGAAGCUUAACGGGUUCAUUGUGGUGGAGUACGAGCCGUAUCUGCAAGAGGUGUUCACCAAGAGAUGGUACAAGAGCGACGAGAUGGUCACAACGUCUCUGCAAAUCGUCGACUCUUAUCUGGUGCCACUGAAAGAGUACCUGGACGCAGAGCUGUUUGAAUCGCUGUUUGAACUGGUCUAUGACACGUACUUGCUGCACUACUUGCAGGCACUCAACACAGGAAACAAGAUCGACACCAAGAAGUUCGAAUCGGUCAUCGAAAGAGACGGUCAUCUGAUCAACACGCAGUUCUCUAGCUACAUCGACAACACACAAAUCAUCGAGGACCACGUUUACAUAUUCGACAUCCUCAUUUAUCUGGUGAACUUCGAAACAGAGCAGGACUACACAGACGCCUGGCCGGGCUAUCUGGAAGUGUUCAACGACCUGCCUCCGGACUUCUUAAAGGCUGUGCUCGAGUGCAAGCGCAUGAAGGACAGCAAGAUACGGUUCAUCGUGGAUGAGUGCACGCAUAUCUCGCGCGAGUUCACGCGCGACAACAUCACCCCGACGUUCAUGUCCAAGUUUAAAGUGUAA
Ogataea philodendri is the source of this 2268-nucleotide messenger RNA. RefSeq lists its product as uncharacterized. Gene Ontology annotation, biological process: exocytosis; exocyst localization. The coding region runs from base 1 to 2268 and encodes 755 amino acids. Gene Ontology annotation, molecular function: SNARE binding. Lineage: Eukaryota; Fungi; Ascomycota; Pichiomycetes; Pichiales; Pichiaceae. The transcript has a single exon. The record is from RefSeq and is a predicted model, not a curated record. Gene Ontology annotation, cellular component: exocyst.